Molecule: messenger RNA, 630 nt
Organism: Brugia pahangi
Lineage: Eukaryota; Metazoa; Nematoda; Chromadorea; Rhabditida; Onchocercidae
Source: the annotation of a GenBank genome assembly
AUGCAUUCAUCAUUGCUACAAUUGGUUAGCUGCAGCAGUUCAAGUGAAAUAUUUGAAAUGUUGAAAUUAGCUUUAUUGUUUAUUAGCUGUUUACAACAAAGUUAUCAGUCAAAUAAGCAUUACUGGCGAACAUGGCGAGAUGAGCAUCCACAAUAUCGUCAGCUAUUUUCUGCAUCACGAAUUUUAUGCUAUAGUUGUAUGAGCCCAUACCUGGAACAUCAAUAUAUGUACAUAUCACACCUGUAUCGACGACCAAUGUCCUUCACACCAAAAUGUGAUCAAUCCAGUUUCGAUAGUCGCUUCCUAAAUUGGAAAAAUUGUUCCGACUUGUGUGUGAUAUUGAAAAUGAAUGAUCGUCUCGGAGGACGACGACGUGAAGGUUACUUACGUGGUUGUAUGUCCGAUAUAAUACAUUACAAUCAGACAUUAAGCGCACUUGGCGCAACGAACGCAUGCACAGUUGUUAGGUUGCGUGAUUUGUUCAUUUCUACUGAAAGGUACUUAUUCGAAAAUUCCGAUCAAGCGCAAUUGUGCGCAUGUCAUAGUGAUCUUUGCAAUUUAGCGCCUUCGAUAAUUUCCAUUCAUCGUUUAAUCUAUCUGAUAUAUGUUUUAUUCAUAUUUUUUUUGUAA